GCAUGCAACCCAGCAGGAGACUAAUAAAACCAUCACGACUAGCACCAAAGCCAUCAAGCAGCUGUCUGAGGUUGUCAGAGGCUCAUCCAGGCAAGAGCGACUUCAGCUGGACAGGCUGAAGAACCAGCUGUCUGAUGCCAUCCAGAGAUACGGAGCUGUGCAGAAGAAAAUAGCAGAGAAAUCCAAAGCUUUGCUUCCUACUGGACAGAGAAGCAUUAAAAGCCCUAGGACCCCCUUCUCUGACCUACCUGAUGAUGAGAAGAUCUUUAAUGGGGGAGAUGACAUGUGGCAGAACCAGAGCCAGGAUCAAGCCUUGCUCUCGGAAAUCACAGAAGAGGACCUGGAGGCUAUCCGUCAGCGGGAAGAGGCCAUUCAGCAGAUCGAGAGUGACAUGUUGGAUGUGAACCAGAUCAUUAAAGACCUGGCCUCCAUGGUGCAUGAGCAAGGAGACACAAUAGAUAGUAUUGAAGCCAACAUUGAGACUGCAUCUUCUAAUGUAGAGUCAGCCAAUGAGCAGUUGGCAAAAGCCAGUCAGCACCAAGUAAGUGGGACUAAAAAACCCUACGGGCAGCAGCGCUUUUCAAAAACAACCGAGCUGUCAAAAGGCACGAUGUGGCUGGUGAAUAAUGGCUAUGGGAAUGGUGUUCAGCACUUUUUAAAGGCAAUUUGA
Molecule: messenger RNA, 670 nt
Organism: Charadrius vociferus (killdeer)
Lineage: Eukaryota; Metazoa; Chordata; Aves; Charadriiformes; Charadriidae
Gene: TSNARE1
Product: t-SNARE domain containing 1
Exons: 8
Biological process (GO): intracellular protein transport; vesicle fusion; vesicle-mediated transport
Cellular component (GO): membrane; endomembrane system; SNARE complex
Molecular function (GO): SNARE binding; SNAP receptor activity
Source: RefSeq, a predicted model, not a curated record